Molecule: messenger RNA, 997 nt
Organism: Phaedon cochleariae (mustard beetle)
Lineage: Eukaryota; Metazoa; Arthropoda; Insecta; Coleoptera; Chrysomelidae
Source: the annotation of a GenBank genome assembly
AUUCCUUCUUCGACUGCUUGUGUUGUGUCGCGAUUGUCCUAAAGAGUUUUCUUCGAAAAAAGUGAAAAUAUUUCAAGAAUUUUAAUUCCAAGACUACGAAUUUGGAAUCAUGGGCGACCGGAAUAGAGGUAGUGGAGCUAGAGUUUACGUUGGAGGACUGAGCGAGUCCGUGAGGAAGGAGGAUCUCGAAGGAGAAUUUGAGAAAUACGGAAAGCUGAACUCCGUGUGGGUGGCAGUCAACCCACCGGGCUUCGCUUUUGUCGAAUUCGGCAGUAUGACUGACGCCGAAACAGCUUGCGAUAACCUGAACGGCACUGAUUUCUUGGGCUCCCAACUGAAAGUCGAGCUUGCCAGAGAGCGAAGGGGAGGCCCCCGUGGGGGUGGUGGUGGCGGCGGAGGCCGAGGGGGCGGUGGCUUCAGGGGGGGCAGAGGAGGCAGUGGUGGAGGCCGAGGUUUCGGUGGCGGUGGCUACGGAGGUGGUCGAGGGGGCGGCGAUAGAUUCGGAGGCCGAGACUUUGGUCGGAGAAAUGACUCCUUCUCGAGAGAUGGAGGAUAUGGAGGUGGUGGCGGCGGUGGUGGUGGUGGAGACAGAUACCGCUCCAGGUCACCCGGCGACAGGUACUAGGGAGGGGUUUUCAAGAACUGAUUUCAUUUUUAGAUGGUAGAAUGAUAUUUUUUGUUUCUUAAUGAUUAUGGUUGUGUCAACUGUAUUUCAAAUUGUAUUUUUAGGAUUUGUAUUCUUGGAGAAUUGAAUACCAUAUUCUUUUACUGUAUUUGUCCUCUCACUGCAUAUGUUAUUAUGUAGGUACCUAAUUGUGAAUGGAAGAUUUGAAACCAGUUCACUUUUUCUAAGCUAUUUUUUUUUAUGUCUUGAAAUAUUUUGGUUCUAUUCAGAACUUCAUUAAUGAUACCUAAUUAUAGAGAUGUAAAAAUACCCAAUUGCUACUUGAUGUAUAGAAAGAACAAUGAGGAAAAUAAAUGUUUUCUUUGAUAUUCC